Messenger RNA from Exophiala bonariae, 906 nucleotides. RefSeq names its product 60S ribosomal protein L5 (gene RPL5). Gene Ontology annotation, molecular function: structural constituent of ribosome; 5S rRNA binding. NCBI's taxonomy places the organism in Eukaryota, Fungi, Ascomycota, Eurotiomycetes, Chaetothyriales, Herpotrichiellaceae. The coding region runs from base 1 to 906 and encodes 301 amino acids. Gene Ontology annotation, cellular component: ribosome; cytosolic large ribosomal subunit. The transcript is spliced from 3 exons. Gene Ontology annotation, biological process: ribosomal large subunit assembly; translation. The record is from RefSeq and is a predicted model, not a curated record.
AUGCCUUUCACCAAACUUGUCAAGAACUCCCCCUACUUUUCGCGAUUCCAGACCAAGUACAAGCGCAGACGCGCUGGUAAGACCGACUACUAUGCACGAAAGCGCUUGAUCUCUCAAGCCAAGAACAAGUACAACUCUCCCAAGUACAGACUCGUCGUCCGCUUCACCAACCGCGAUAUCAUUUGCCAGCUUGUGACUGCCGAACUCACUGGUGACAAAGUUUUCGUAGCUGCAUAUGCUCAUGAGCUCAAGAGAUAUGGCAUCUCCAAUGGCCUGACCAACUGGUCUGCGGCAUACGCCACUGGUCUCCUGCUGGCCCGCCGUGCUCUCAAGAAACUCGACCUUGACGAGGACUUCACCGGUGUUGAGGAAGCUGAUGGAGAGUACAAGCUCACUGAGGCUGCCGAGGGUGAGGACGGUGAGGGACGUCGACCAUUCAAGGCCUUCCUUGAUGUCGGUCUUCACCGAACCUCAACUGGUGCCCGUGUCUUCGGUGCCUUGAAGGGAGCAUCUGAUGGUGGUCUAUACAUUCCCCACAACGAGAAGCGUUUCCCCGGAUACGACAAUGAAAGCAAGGAACUCGAUGCCGACACCCUUCGCAAGUACAUCUUCGGCGGUCACGUUGCUGAGUACAUGGAGACUUUGGCCGAUGACGAUGAGGAGCGCUACAAGUCUCAAUUCAACAAGUACAUUGAUAACGACAUCGAGGCCGACGGGCUGGAAGAACUCUACACCGAGGCCCACUCCGCCAUCCGUGAGGAUCCCUUCAAGAAGGAUGACGAGGAGGGUGAGAAGAAGAGCAAGGAUGAGUGGAAGGCUGAGGGCAAGAAAUACCGCACCCUGAAGUUGUCCAAGGAGGAGAAGGAGAAGAGAAUCAAGGAGAAGAUUGCUUCUCUCGCUUCUUAG